CUUUGGUCAGUUGCACCUUCUGGGUCACCGGUGGCCGCGGGAGCCGGGAGCAACCUCGGCAAUGAUCCGGCAUUGAGGACCUGGGGUCCUUUUCUGUCUCAGGCCUUUUGCCCUAAACCUCAUGAAGAAAUGAUAGGAGGCAGACCUAUGUUCCUAAGAAAAGCACUGAGCUCAGAGAGCAGCACAGAGUUUUGGAGGUGUGCUUUAUCUUUGAAAUUGUCAAGAGAAGUUGGAUAUCAGAAUUUUUAAGUGAAGUCUUCCUGUUUUCAAAUUAAAGUUAUAAAAUAACAUGGUGUUCCAUCAGAUUCAGGAGCUUGAACAUCCCUUAUUGCUCAAAGUAAUUAAAAUUAAUAGCUGAAGACAUUGUAUGUAUGUACUGGUGAAACUCAUGCUGGAAAGUGUGAUUCUAUUUCAUUAAAAGUAUGCAAUCUUAGUGGGGAUUCCUAUAAAUCAAUGGCAGAAUCGUCCAGUGAGUCAGACCACUUGCGCUAUGGCGACCGAUUCAGUCGCUGGGCUCCCAGAUCAGGUCACAGGGAAACUGGAAGCCGUCCUGCGGUAGGAGUCACUGAGAAGGUCAACACCAUAACAAGUACUUUACAGGACACCAGUCGGAACCUGCGACAAGUGGACCAGAUGCUUGGACAAUACCGAGAGUAUAGUAAUGGACAGGCGGGUGCUAUAGAACACUUAAAAGAAAGCUUGGAACAAUCAAUAGACCAACUUCGAAGUCAACGUUUAUUGAGAAACUCAGGUGGGAGAAGUCUUUCUGUUACAAGUCUGAGUGCAAGUGACCUUGAUGGUGGCCCUGUGGCAGAGAGCCAUCGUUUUCCACCUACAUCACCUCUCAAGGACUAUGGAGAGCCACAGGGUACUAAACGUGAUAGAUCCAGAUCUGGUGUGCGAUUUGUUCGGGAUACUGAUGAUGUGGUCCAGCUUCAUGCUUUUCAUCAGUCCCUGCGAGACCUCAGCAGUGAACAAGUUCGACUCGGAGAUGAUUUCAACAGGGAACUUUCCAGAAGAAGCCGGUCCGAUGCUGAAACAAAAAAGGUUUUGGAAGAAUUGACUGAAAAACUUAAUGAAGUACAGAAACAAGAAGCGAUCUCAGAUCGGGUAGAGCAGCGGCUCCAGGAGAUAGAAAGAGAGAUGCGCACGGAGCGGGAGCUGGUGGAGAGGCGCCAGGACCAGCUGGGGCUUAUGUCCUUGCAGCUACAGGAGGCUCUGAAGAAACAAGAAGCUAAAGCAGAUGAGAAUGAGGGAGCAAUGAAAAAUAAGUUAAGGCAAACUGAGACUGAGAAGAAUCAACUUGAACAAGAGUUGGAGCUAUCUAGAAGGUUAUUGAGUGAAUCAGAAGGCAACAGAGAAACACUUUUACAACAGAUAGAAGAGCUACGAGCACAACUUUACAAAGCAGAGGGCGAUCGAAAGGGUUUACAGCAAGUAUUUCCGAUUUCCAAGCAACAGUCAAACCAUCAGGAUGAACAAGGAAUUGACUGGGGGUUUAGGAGAGGGAUCGAGCGGGAAAAACAGGAUCUGGAGAAGAAGAUAUCAGGUCUGAGAGUGCACCUGGACUUCAAUGCAAUGGCGUCUGAGUUAGAGGAAGUGAAGCGGUGCAUGGAGCACAAGGACAAGGAGAAAGCAAAGUUGGCAGCACAAGUGGAGAAUUUAACACAAGAACUGGAGAACAAGGAAAAACAGCAGCUGCAGAUGUUGAAUCAACUUAAGGAGAUCCAGAAUCACUUUGACACGUGUGAGGGCGAGCGCAAGCGCGCUGACCUUCAGAUUGCAGAGCUGACUCACCAUGCCGAGGACGCCACCAGGCAGGCCGAGCAGUACCUCAGUGAGUUGCAGCAGUCAGAGGCCCAGCGGGAGGAGCUGGAGAAGCGGAGACAAGACCUGAAAGUGAAAGCUCAAGAAUCCAUUAAGCAGUGGAAGCUUAAGUAUAAGAAAUUAGAGCGCGCGAUGGAGAAACAGUCUGAAGCUCUUGAUCAACUGACAGACAAGAAUAAUCAGGUUUUAAAAGAAAAGGAUGAAUUGAAAAGUCAACUGUUUGCAACAUUACAGCAAAUGGAGAGUCUUCGAAAGGAAUUGAACGAUGUUCUAACCAAGCGUGCCCUUCAAGAGGAGGAGCUUCACUUAAAGGAGGAGAAACUCAGUAAUAUUAAGUCUCAACAAGCUGACCUUGAACAUGAAGUCAAGAAUUCCCUGGAUACCAUUCAGAGACUAGAAAAUGAAUUGAAAAAACAGAGUACAAUUCAAAGCCAGAUGAAAACUGAGAAAGUUCACCUAGAGGAAGAAAUUGCAGAACUCAAGAAAAGCCAGGCCAUGGACAAAGCUAAACUUCUUGAGAUGCAGGAGUCCAUCAAGGACUUGAGUGCCAUCCGAGCAGAUCUUGCUAAUAAAUUGGCUGAGGAAGAGAGAGCCAAGAAAGCGGUGCUUAAGGAACUGUCUGACCUCACGACACAGGUGAAAUCCAGGGAUGAGGAAACAGCUACAGUCAUCACACAGUUAAAGUUAGAACGAGAUGUUCACCAGAGGGAGCUGAAAGAUCUCACAGCAUCAUUGCAGAGUGUGAAAACAAAACAUGAGCAAAAUAUCCAGGAGCUAAUGAAGCACUUUAAGAAAGAAAAGAGUGAGGCUGAGAAUCAUAUUAGGACACUGAAGGCUGAAAGUUUAGAAGAUAAGAAUAUGGCUAAAGUCCAUCGUUGUCAGCUAGAGAAGUUGAAAUCACAGUAUGACGGAUUGACAGAGGAAUUAACCCAGAAUGAAAAUGAGAACAAAAAACUGAAGCAAAAGUAUCAGUGUUUGAAGGACCAACUAGAAGAAAAGGAAAAAUACAUAAGCAAAGAAGAAGAGCACUUAAGGAGGAUGGAAGAGGCCAGAUUGCAGCUCAAGGAUCAACUUCUUUGUUUGGAGACUGAACAAGAAUCCAUUCUUAGUGUGAUAGGAAAGGAAAUUGAUGCAGCUUGUAAAACCUUCUCCAGGGACUUGACAGAGAAAUUGAAAGUUUUUUCUUCUGGUUCUGACAUACAUUAUGACUCACAUCGCUGGUUAGCAGAAAACAAGACUAAACUUCAGUGGCUCUGUGAGGAACUGAAAGAGAGAGAAAACAGAGAGAAAAAUCUGCGACAUCAACUCUCGCUCUACAGGCAACAACUCAGGGAUCUUACUGAAAACAAGGAGACUGAGCUCCACUGUCUUUUUGAGCAGAUAGAAAGGCAGGAGCAGCUUCUGGAGGAAAUACAUCGGGAGAAGAGAGAUCUGCUGGAAGAGACCCAAAGAAAAGAUGAAGAAAUGGAAUCUCUGCAGGGCCGUGUAAUUGCUUUAGAAACGAGUACCCGAGUGGCCUUGGACCAUCUGGAGUCUGUGCCUGAGAAACUGAGCCUACUACAGGAUUUCAAAGACUUCAAAGAUACCCACAGUUCACCCCAGAGAAUUGAUGGGAGAUGUUCUAAAUACAGAGUUCAAAGAGAUUCUCUUCACCAUCACCAAGAUGACACCAAGUACAGAAACAGAAGUUUCAAAGAUGGUAGAACCUUUACCGAAGGUUCCCACACUCGUGAGUUAGAUCUCUCAUCCUCUUGGCUGGAUCAAAGCCGCUUCCUGUCUAGUCCACAAUUUUCACACUUGAACUCAUUUACCAAAAGAACUGUCACUUCAGAUUCAGCUUCAAUCAAGGAGGAUACCUCAAGUUGACCAAUGAAUGGAACAAGUCCACAGUCCAAACAAGAGGAAUAUGAGAGCUAAAAAAGCAAAAUCAGUUACUUUACAUGAGUGUUUUACAAAUAAUAACAUCUAGUCCUGCAGCCAUUUGGUCCAGAUCAUCUAACAGACAUACCUGCAGUUUUAGCUCUUCGAGAUUGCCAAGCAUCGCCUAAAAUGACAAUACAGUUGGUCUUUAUAAUUGAUAUUAGUUAAAUGAAUCCAAAUAAUAUCAGCUCGUGAAUGAUAUGCAGCUAAUUUAUUGGCAACUUAUACUAGCACAGGAAGAGUGAUAUUCAAGUAUAGUCAGCCACAUAUUCCUGACCAAAAUUUGGAUUUAUGAUUGAGGCCUUUCAAAAAUUACUGGCUAAAGGAAGAGGAAAAUGAGAUCCCCUUGAGGCAGAAGUUGCCAGCACUUUAGAUUCAGGGAGCAUUUGUAUACAAUUGAUUUUUUUUUUUAAUGCUUUCUCCCUAAUAAAUUAUCAUGUGUUAUAACAUGUCAUGGAGAUAUGCAUUUGUAAUAUUAGACAGUCCACAUUAUAAAUGCUCAGGAUUGUUACAUCCAUCAUCUCAGCAGUCUGUUACUACAUGCAGUAGUUUAGAAUUAUUUCCAAUCAUCCAUUUUUAAUAGCAAUAAAGAAUUUAUGAACAAUAUCUGAAUUGUAAAGCACUAUAAAGAAUUCAUAGCACAAUUUAUUUAUUUGCCUUUAGGUGGCCAAAUAUCCCCUUAUAAUGACUUUGGUCAUAAUCUGGACCAUCUUUGGUUUUCUAUGACCAAACUUCACAGCAACAAGCUCCUGUGCUCAGAGGAUUUGCUCUGCAAGAGUUCUUGUGUAAUUUGGUACUGUCUGCUGCCAGCAUCCCACCUUUUCUCAACAUCUCUGUGUUUUUAAGAACUUACUCCCUUUACAUGCUAAUCUACCAGUGGAGAAAGAUUUAUAUUAAAUGCUAAAGAAUGGUAAACUUCCAGGAACUAAAUCCUAUUGGGUCCAUUGUGGGAAGUUUCCAUGCGGAGACAAGGACAAUAAAGCAAUACCUUGGUAAUGUACAUUUUAUUUUGUGUUUGUCAAAGUAUAUUUGUUAAUUUUUUCACAUUUCAUAAAGGUGCUUCUGUUUACACUCAAGAUCUGUUUUCCUAACUUGCCAUAUUUGAAGGUACAGAAGAAAAA
This is a messenger RNA of Nycticebus coucang (slow loris), 4868 nucleotides long. RefSeq names its product centrosomal protein 128 (gene CEP128). The transcript is spliced from 27 exons. Bases 454 to 3693 code for a protein of 1079 amino acids. NCBI's taxonomy places the organism in Eukaryota, Metazoa, Chordata, Mammalia, Primates, Lorisidae. The record is from RefSeq and is a predicted model, not a curated record.